AAAACGAAGAAAUGGAUGAACAAAUGAAAUACGAGAAAUUGAAAGAAAGAAAAAAAAUCAUUUUCCUUAUCUUUUUAUGGUCAUAAGAAGAAGAGAUGGAAAGUGAAAGGCGCGUGGAGUGCACGCGCAGCUCAAGUGUCAAUCCAGUCACAAUCAAAUGGAAGAAGCACAAGUUUUAAUUCAACCUCUUCGGCAAUGAAGAAGAGGACGAAUCCACGAGGUCCACCAAAUUCCUGCAAACUUCCAAAACACCAUCUCAAAUAUCCACAUUCUCCGCCAUUACCCUGAACCGUUUCUCGAGUUGUUUCUCUCAUGUUCCUAUGCUUUUGCCCUUGCCACGUACCUAUCAUGAGUCGCCUUUCUCCGGCCACCGGAAUCUCUUCCCGCCUCCGCUUCUCCAUUGGUUUGAGUUCCGAUGGACGAUUAAUUCCCUUCGGAUUCCGGUUUCGGAGAAACGAUGUCCCGUUUAAACGCCGCUUGAGAUUUGUGAUCAGAGCGCAGCUCUCUGAAGCUUUUUCUCCCGAUUUAGGUUUGGAUUCUCAGGCUGUGAAAUCCCGCGAUACAUCAAACUUGCCUUGGAUUGGUCCAGUUCCAGGGGACAUUGCUGAGGUUGAGGCGUAUUGUAGAAUUUUUAGAUCAGCUGAGCGACUACAUGGAGCGUUGAUGGAGACACUAUGCAACCCUGUGACUGGUGAAUGUCGAGUACCGUAUGAUUUCUCACCGGAGGAAAAACCAUUGUUGGAGGACAAAAUAGUAUCAGUGCUUGGUUGUAUAUUAUCUCUUUUAAACAAAGGAAGGAAAGAAAUUCUCUCUGGGAGGUCAUCUUCUAUGAAUUCAUUUAAUUUGGAUGAUGUUGGGGUUGCAGAGGAGUCGCUUCCACCACUUGCUGUUUUCAGGGGUGAAAUGAAACGGUGUUGUGAAAGCUUACACAUUGCUCUUGAGAAUUAUCUGACGCCGGAUGAUGAGAGAAGUGGAAUUGUUUGGAGGAAAUUACAGAAGCUUAAAAAUGUCUGCUACGACGCUGGUUUUCCACGCAGUGAUAACUAUCCUUGUCAAACACUUUUUGCGAAUUGGGACCCUAUUUACUCGUCAAAUACGAAAGAGGAUAUUGAUUCCUACGAGUCUGAGAUUGCAUUUUGGAGGGGAGGACAGGUAACCCAAGAAGGAUUGAAGUGGUUGAUAGAAAACGGAUUUAAAACAAUUGUUGACCUGAGAGCUGAAAUCGUUAAGGAUACAUUCUACCAGACGGCACUUGAUGAUGCAAUUUCCCUUGGGAAAAUUACAGUGGUGCAAAUUCCAAUUGAUGUCAGGAUGGCUCCUAAAGCUGAGCAGGUCGAGCUGUUUGCUUCUAUUGUAUCAGAUAGCAGCAAAAGACCGAUAUAUGUUCACAGUAAAGAAGGUGUUUGGAGAACUUCUGCGAUGGUUUCUAGGUGGAAGCAGUACAUGACACGACCGAUCACGAAAGAAAUUCCAGUUUCAGAAGAGUCAAAGCGUCGGGAGGUUUCUGAAACUAAGCUUGGAUCAAAUGCUGUAGUAUCUGGUAAGGGUGUACCUGAUGAGCAGACUGAUAAAGUCUCUGAAAUCAAUGAGGUUGAUAGUAGAUCUGCUUCAAGCCAGAGCAAGGAAUCUGGAAGGUUUGAGGGAGAUACAUCUGCAUCAGAAUUUAAUAUGGUGAGCGAUCCUCUUAAAUCUCAAGUUCCACCAGGCAAUAUUUUUUCAAGAAAAGAAAUGUCUAAAUUCCUGAAGAGCAAAAGUAUUGCUCCUGCUGGUUAUCUUACUAAUCCGUCCAAAAUAUUGGGAACAGUGCCAACUCCACAAUUUUCAUAUACUGGUGUGACAAACGGAAAUCAGAUUGUUGAUAAAGAUUCGAUAAGAAGACUUGCGGAGACAGGAAACUCCAAUGGGACCCUUCUACCUACAAGUUCUCAAAGUUUAGAUUUUGGCAACGGGAAGUUUUCAAAUGGAAAUGUGCAUGCGUCUGAUAACACCAACAAAAGUAUAUCGGACAACAGGGGAAAUGGCUUCUCUGCAGCCCCUAUUGCUGUGCCUCCUAGUGAUAACUUAAGUCGCGCUGUAGGAUCCCAUUCGGUUCGAGAGUCUCAGACUCAGAGAAAUAAUAGUGGUUCCUCCUCGGAUUCCAGUGAUGAUGAAGCUGGAGCUAUUGAGGGAAAUAUGUGUGCUUCUGCCACUGGUGUAGUAAGGGUGCAGUCGAGAAAGAAAGCAGAGAUGUUCUUAGUCCGAACUGAUGGAGUGUCUUGUACAAGGGAAAAGGUGACAGAAUCCUCUCUGGCCUUCACACAUCCAAGUACUCAACAGCAGAUGCUUCUUUGGAAAACUACCCCAAAAACUGUCUUACUGCUGAAGAAGCUCGGGCAAGAACUGAUGGAGGAAGCUAAAGAGGAAGUCCAUGAAAAGUUGUUGGUCUUUCAAAUUUGUUUCCAGGCUGCCUCUUUCUUGUAUCACCAAGAGAAUAUGAAUGUUCUGGUUGAACCUGAGGUGCAUGAUGUAUUUGCCAGGAUUCCAGGGUUUGGCUUUGUCCAGACCUUCUACAUUCAGGACACGAGCGAUCUCCAUGAAAGGGUUGAUUUUGUGGCAUGCUUAGGGGGGGAUGGGGUGAUAUUACAUGCAUCAAACUUGUUCAAAGGAGCCGUCCCUCCCGUUGUUUCAUUUAAUCUGGGGUCUCUUGGAUUUCUCACUUCACAUCCAUUUGAGGACUUCAGGCAAGACCUCAAACGAGUCAUCCAUGGGAAUAACACGCUAGAUGGGGUUUAUAUAACUCUUCGAAUGCGUCUUCGUUGCGAAAUCUAUCGUAAAGGCAAAGCAAUGCCUGGUAAAGUGUUUGAUGUUCUGAACGAGAUUGUUGUUGAUCGAGGAUCCAACCCAUACCUUUCUAAGAUCGAAUGUUAUGAGCACGACCGUCUUAUCACGAAGGUACAAGGCGAUGGAGUUAUAGUAGCCACUCCUACAGGAAGUACUGCUUAUUCUACAGCAGCAGGAGGUUCCAUGGUGCAUCCAAACGUUCCUUGCAUGCUGUUCACUCCAAUCUGCCCACAUUCCCUGUCGUUCAGACCAGUUAUACUUCCAGAUUCUGCAAAACUCGAGUUAAAGAUUCCAGAUGAUGCUCGAAGCAAUGCAUGGGUUUCGUUUGAUGGAAAGAGAAGACAACAACUUUCAAGGGGAGAUUCGGUGAGAAUAUACAUGAGCCAACAUCCACUCCCAACUGUCAACAAAUCUGAUCAAACCGGUGAUUGGUUUAGAAGCUUAAUCCGUUGCUUAAACUGGAACGAGCGUCUUGAUCAAAAGGCUCUCUGAUGAUUGAUUGGUUCAUUUUAGUAAAAAGCAUCAACAAAUACAUAAACAUAGGGUCACAGGUCUGUUUGUAGUAUCCAGCCCUCCCUCUUUACUGUACAGAUUCAUAAUCUCUAUAAUUCACUACAAAGGGAAACCAUUACUGAAGAAAAUAUUCAUCUUUUU
This is a messenger RNA of Arabidopsis thaliana (thale cress), 3474 nucleotides long. RefSeq names its product NAD kinase 2 (gene NADK2). Lineage: Eukaryota; Viridiplantae; Streptophyta; Magnoliopsida; Brassicales; Brassicaceae. Gene Ontology annotation, cellular component: chloroplast. The record is from RefSeq and is marked reviewed. The transcript has 8 exons. Bases 313 to 3312 code for a protein of 999 amino acids. Gene Ontology annotation, molecular function: kinase activity; NAD+ kinase activity; phosphotransferase activity, alcohol group as acceptor. Gene Ontology annotation, biological process: NAD+ metabolic process; NADP+ biosynthetic process.